Molecule: messenger RNA, 2122 nt
Organism: Bipolaris sorokiniana ND90Pr
Lineage: Eukaryota; Fungi; Ascomycota; Dothideomycetes; Pleosporales; Pleosporaceae
Product: glycoside hydrolase family 78 protein
Exons: 2
Coding region: 1-2046 (681 amino acids)
Biological process (GO): carbohydrate metabolic process
Source: RefSeq, a predicted model, not a curated record
AUGGAUAUGUCAACAUUAGGAUGGGCAUUCAUUGCACUCUUACUAUUCCCAUUAGACAUUCUAGCAGCAGGAUGUUGGCGAGACACAGUCUGCACAGGACCAACUGAAGCUGCAUUCUCCGGACCCUGGAACCAACUCAUCUACGCACCCCGCAACCGCACUGUGCGCCCUCGCUCCGUCUUCACACUUCGCGACCGCCAUCACGCCAGCUACCCUCGCACCGCUACUCUCCGCGGCAACGGCACAACCGUCGUUUUCGACUUUGGCUGCGAAGUCGGCGGCAUUGCAACUCUUACAUAUACCAGCAAUGGAACGGGCACCAUUGGCAUCGCGUUCUCUGAAGCACUGAACUGGGUCGGUUACUCAUCUGACUCUUCUAACGGGAAAUUCUCAGGAGGAGAUGGUGCACUGUAUUUCAACAUUUCCGGUGCAGGAACCGGGGCGUAUACGAUGCCGGAUGAGGUGCUGAGGGGCGGGUUUAAAUACAUGACUGCGUUUUUGAUUACAGAUACGGGAACGCAUGUUGUAUUGGUGGAUGCGCAGCUGGAACUGAGUUUCCAACCCACGUGGUCGAAUUUACAGGCUUACCAGGGAUAUUUUUACUGCGAUGACUUGUGGCUUAAUGCUAUUUGGUAUGGCGGUGCGUAUACGCUGCAGACGAAUGCUGUACCACCAAAUACUGGGCGGUGGGUUCCUAUGCUGGAGAAGGGGUGGGCGAAUAAUGGGACGCUGGGGCCUGGGUCGAGUAUCUUGGUUGAUGGGGCGAAGAGGGAUCGGGCGGUUUGGCCGGGGGAUAUGGGGAUUGCGGUGCCGUCUGCGUUUGUGAGCACGGGGGAUAUGGAGAGUGUGAAGAAUGCGUUGCAGGUGAUGUUUGAUUAUCAGAAUGCUGAUGGAUCGUUGCCGGAAUCUGGACCGCCCUUAUUGCAGCAGAAGAGCGACACUUACCAUAUGUGGACGCUGAUCGGGACGUACAACUACAUGCUAUACACGGGCGACGCAGACUUCGUACUCAAGAACUGGCCCAAGUAUCUCAAAGCCAUCGACUACAUCUACGCCAAAGUAGACUCGUCGGGCCUCCUCAAUCAAACCGGCACCCGCGACUGGGGCCGCUGGAAUACCGGCUCCAACAACACAGCCGCAAACGUCCUCCUCUUCCACACCCUCCAAACCAGCGCCCUCCUCGCAACCUGGCUCAACGACACCACCUCCCUAGCCUCCACAUGGCGCACCCGCGCCACCUCCCUCCAAACCGCCCUCCUAACCCACUCCUUCGACCCCUCCUACGGCGCCUUCCGCGACAAUGCCACAAGCACAUCUCUCUACCCGCAAGACGCCAACAGCCUCGCCCUCCUCUUCUCCCUCAUCCCCCCAAACUCCUCAACCGCCCUCUCUAUCUCCACCGCUUUGACAAAAAACUGGACCCCCCUCGGCGCCCAACCCCCCGAACUCCCAGGCAACAUCUCCCCCUUCAUCUCCGGCUUCGAAAUCCAAGCACACUUCAAAGCUCGCCGCGCAGACCGCGGCCUCGAGCUCAUCCGACGUAGCUGGGGCUGGUACGCUAAGCAUUUGAACGGCACGUAUAGUAGCACCGUCAUCGAAGGGUAUAGGGUUGAUGGAACGUUUGGGUAUCGCGCUGAGAGAGGGUAUGAAAAUGAUGCGAGUUAUGUAAGUCAUAGCCAUGGGUGGAGUUCUGGGCCUACGAGCGCGAUGACGGAGUGGGUGGCGGGGAUUAGGGUUGUGGAGCCCGCGGGGAGGAGGUGGGAGGUUCAGCCGGGGUUUGGGGAUUUGAAGAGAGCGGAGGCGGGGUUUAAGACGGGGUUGGGGGGCUUUAGAGUUAAGUGGGAGAGGGGCGAGGGAGGGUAUGGGGUUGUGGUUGAGACGCCUGCAGGGACGAGGGGAGUGGUGAGAUUGCCAGUUGAGGGGGAUGGUGGGGAGAUAGUGGUGGUUAAUGAGGUUGUUUUGGGGAGGGAGGAGUAUGUGGUUGGGCAUGGGCAGGCGGUGUUUGAAUUGGUGGGUGGGAAGUAUAGUAUUCGUGUUUCUAACUAGAAUUCGGUGUAGUAAACGUGGGUGUGAAAUGGUAGCGUAUAUUUCUCGUCUUUUGCGUUGAGCACAUUAGAAUAAC